This is a messenger RNA of Stereum hirsutum FP-91666 SS1, 894 nucleotides long. RefSeq lists its product as uncharacterized. The transcript has 2 exons. The coding region runs from base 1 to 894 and encodes 297 amino acids. The record is from RefSeq and is a predicted model, not a curated record. NCBI's taxonomy places the organism in Eukaryota, Fungi, Basidiomycota, Agaricomycetes, Russulales, Stereaceae.
AUGGCUACUCAGACUCUCGGAAAUGUGUCUCGUACCUUCCAGAGUAGGGAUUCCUUUUAUUCAGAGGAUGAUGACGCGACUCCUCGCAUGCCUUCCAAAUCAACCUUUGAACCACUCCGUCUCCCCAGCUUUACCAGAACUUUGUCGACUUCCAGCUCGUCAUCGUCCUCGAGCUCUUGCGACUCCUCUUCAGAUGAAUCCGCGGUGUUUACACCAUCGGAUAGCUACGAACGCUCUUCCAAAUACUCUUCGACACAUUCACAGCUCAGAGCUGCGCUCGCCAGUGAUCCUCGCCGCCAGACACGGCCUCGUAUUUCUGCACAUGGAUCGACAUCAUCUGAAGACGAAUUCACUGCAUACACCCGGUUUCCUCAGAAGCAAGCCGCGUCGAAGCCUCAGCCAGGUACUAGGCAGCGAGCUGUGAACAAGUUUGCGAUCAUCGGACGCUCUUCUGUUAUCCUGCCAUCCUACCCUAUUACCUCCAUGCCCUCCAUUUCACGGUCCGACUCGAGCUCGUCAUCGAGUAGCGACGCCGCAACGCCCACCGGGGAGAGGCAGCGAGUCUUCCCCGCCUCUUCUCACUACACCCGCAACCGUAAACAACACACCAACCUCCCAACACUUCGUCCUUCCCACAUCGAAAUUGCCUCACCGCUCGUCUUUGGCAGCGCCACACCUCCCGCGUUCACAACCCCAGGGUCCACACCUCGUGCAGAGCUCGGGGAGUGGAUUUCCGGUACGGCAGAAAUGCAUGUCUUUCAGGUGUUGGCCAAAGUGAACGAGAAGUUGGAUGUGGAAGCGACGUUGAGGAUGAAGUUAGAGGAGGCUGCCAAGGGGAUGAACAGGGAUGUUUGGGAGAGGAGGAUGGCGAGAAGGGGGAGGAAGGCGUUGUGA